AUGAUCGCAGAGACUACGGCUGCGAUUUACGCCGGGGGUUUCAAAUGGAAAGAGUCUUCUUUACAAGUCAAGGGAAGGGGGGACGCCGUCACCGACACCUUGGACAAUGUGGUAUGCAGGGGAAGGGAAGGCAUCAUGAUUUUCACAGCAGUGGACCGCAUGCUGGUCUUGGGUGAGAUGAUCGAUAAUCACAGCAGCACGGCCACCAGCAUGGUUUACAUAUUGGGGGGAAUGCAGAAAGCAAUUGUUCUGCCUGGCGCCGGGGACCCCGAUCAUCAGCGUCACUUGGCGCUUGCACGUGGCACUUGA
Messenger RNA from Prorocentrum cordatum, 309 nucleotides. The record is from the annotation of a GenBank genome assembly. Lineage: Eukaryota; Dinophyceae; Prorocentrales; Prorocentraceae.